AUGAAAUGCGAUGAAUCGGAGCCUCUGCUGGAAAUGUGUCAAAAUAUCAACAACAGUUCAGGUAAAUUUAUUGUUAAAAGAUUAUGUGAAAAUAUGAAUCAUUUUUAGAAACUUUUUGUUACCACUAUAAUUCCUUUUUAUGUUUGUAGAUAUGCUAACUAUCAACACAAAAAGCCCUUCAACCCUGAAAACAAACGAAAAUUUGGAUUUUUUGAAACUAUCAAAAGAUUUGCAAACCAAUAAUUUCUCACAACUGAUACAAUUGAGAAAAAAUAUCAGAAGAUUACAAACAUAUUAUUUAUUCAAUGUCAAAGGAAGAAUUCAUACCUUGCAAAACAACUUGCGUGAACUUUAUUUUGAUUAUAUACAAGGUGUACUCACUUUCUAA
Caenorhabditis angaria is the source of this 388-nucleotide messenger RNA. NCBI's taxonomy places the organism in Eukaryota, Metazoa, Nematoda, Chromadorea, Rhabditida, Rhabditidae. The record is from the annotation of a GenBank genome assembly.